This is a messenger RNA of Bombus pascuorum, 3368 nucleotides long. It is a transcript of the gene Hdc, whose product is annotated as histidine decarboxylase. Gene Ontology annotation, molecular function: pyridoxal phosphate binding; histidine decarboxylase activity. The transcript has 17 exons. Gene Ontology annotation, biological process: L-histidine catabolic process; histamine biosynthetic process. Bases 252 to 2426 code for a protein of 724 amino acids. NCBI's taxonomy places the organism in Eukaryota, Metazoa, Arthropoda, Insecta, Hymenoptera, Apidae. The record is from RefSeq and is a predicted model, not a curated record.
UAGGUCAACACGCAUAGGGCAGCUAAGCGUAUCUACUCGGCACGUUCGUUCAAAUCCGCUGCGCCAUUGCGCUAAGCUUCCGCGAAACGCGUCGCGAGUUCUCUGAUAUUGCUAUCCAACACGGUGAACAAUUAAUUAUAAACGUUGACACAUGCGCCUACUACGGUACCAUCGAAAUUUUGAGAUUUGGCUAUUGUGAGGAUCAACGGGUUGUGUAUUAUAGUGUGUCGAUUCAUUUGGUUGCAGAUAAUAUGAAUCUAGAGGAGUAUCGCAAGCAUGGAAAAGAAGUGGUGGAUUACAUUGCCGAUUAUCUGGCGAAUAUUCGAUCUCGACGCGUUUACCCAGCGGUUUCUCCCGGUUACUUGAGAAACGUUUUGCCUACAUCCGCACCUGUGGAUGGCGAACCUUGGGAGGAUAUAUUCGCGGACAUCGAAAAGUGCAUCAUGCCAGGAGUGACGCAUUGGCAGAGUCCACACAUGCACGCCUAUUUUCCAGCCCUUAAUUCACCUGCAAGUCUGCUAGCCGAUAUGCUGGCCGACGCAAUCAAUUGUCUUGGAUUUACUUGGGCUUCGAGUCCUGCGUGUACAGAACUCGAGACAAUCGUAAUGAACUGGCUCGGGAAAAUGAUUGGCCUGCCAGAUAAAUUCUUACAUUGUCCUGGAGGAUCUGGAGGUGGUGGCGUGAUACAAACAACCGCAUCCGAAGCCACUCUCGUUUGCUUACUCGCAGCGAGAACCCGAGCAAUUAGAGACGUGCAACAAAAUGAACCGGAUCGUUUUCCCGCUGAGAUUAAUUCGCGUCUUGUCGCGUAUUGCUCUGACCAGGCUCAUUCCAGUGUAGAAAAAGCUGGAUUGAUAGGAUUAGUUCGAAUGAAGUACAUCGAAUCUGACAAUGAACUAAGUAUGAGAGGAGAGGCUUUGCUCGAAGCAAUAACGCACGACAGAGCUGCGGGAUUACUUCCCUUUUUUGUUUGCGCUACUUUGGGUACAACGGGUGCCUGUGCUUUCGAUAAUCUCAAAGAAGUUGGUCUUGUGUGUGAACAGAAUGGACUCUGGUUGCACGUGGAUGCAGCUUACGCAGGCAGUGCAUUCGUGUGCCCUGAAUUUCGCGGCUGGCUUCAAGGAAUAGAAUAUGCCGAUUCAAUUGCAUUUAAUCCUAGUAAAUGGCUCAUGGUGCAUUUUGAUUGCACCGCUAUGUGGGUGAAAAGUAGCCAAGCAUUGCACAGAACCUUUAACGUGGAUCCAUUGUAUUUGAAGCAUGAAAACUCAGGACUUGCUAUCGAUUAUAUGCACUGGCAAAUUCCAUUGUCAAAGAGAUUCAGAGCGCUGAAAUUGUGGUUCGUCAUUAGAAAUUACGGAAUCACCGGUCUUCAGAAGCACAUUCGCGAGGGCGUCAGACUGGCACAAAAAUUUGAAGCGCUCGUUUUAGCAGACGCGCGCUUCGAAAUUCCAGCAACGAGGCAUCUUGGACUUGUAGUAUUUCGUCUUCGUGGAGAAAAUAAUUUAACAGAACGUUUAUUGAAAAAGAUGAAUUCGAGGGGCCGUGUUCAUUGCGUACCAGCUGCUUUGCAUGGGAAAUACGUGAUUCGAUUUACGGUCACUUCGACUAACACCACUAAUGAAGAUAUCUUAAGAGACUGGGCCGAGAUACGAAAUACAGCGAACGAAAUUCUAGGAGAUACCACAACUUCUCCUGUACGAGCAAAAGUUCCACUUGCAGAAAGCUCAGACACUCGAGAGAAGAACGAAAAUUUCGGUUCAAGUUUGUUGUUGGCUAAUUCUCCAAUGUCACCAAAAAUUGUGAAUGGCAGCUUCGCUGCAAUAUACGAUACUGCGGAUGUAUUCGAUGAAUGCACGAAAGCGUUUGGUCAACUACGCCUCGAAGCUAGAGAUAGUCCAGCUAUGCGGCGCCGAAUUCGAGGAAUAUUGAUGUCAGGAAAACAAUUCUCUUUAGAUUCCCGCAUGGAUCUCGUACAGGGAUACGUUAGCUGUCGUCCAGCUAGAGAAAUGGCGUCGGAAUUGCCAUUGCAAGAAGACGAAGAUUUUGGAACUAGUGAAAUCUCUGACGCUAAUCAAUCAAAAAAUGAUGAUCCUGGUGAAUGUUCAACCAACCAACAAGAGGCGGAAGUUUCCGGAAACAUAGACAAAUCAUUAAGAAGACAAAUUUCUAAUACUCGCUCAAAUUACGUCGUGAAUGGCUCGGUAAAGAUCGGUUCUCAAGACUGUUCGAAUACUCUAACGUCCAUAAUGUCUGCCGAAAGUAAUUUGCCGAGAAGCGAGACCAUAGCUGUGAUCGGUCAUCGUCCAUAUAGCAGCGAUUUGUCAUCGAUGCAGGGUCGCAAUGAGAAUCCUGAUGAAGGAAACGAAGGCAGCGUGGGGGACGCAGCUGUAUGCAGAAAAUGUGGCCAUUGCAUGAAGAAGGAAUAGAGUUACCCGUAAAUUAUAUUGUGACAGUUCCCGACUGUGUGUACUCCUUCGAUGUCGUCGAUGGAUUCUAUGUUGUUCAGAUUUAAGCGUGAUGCCUCGCAGGCCUCGCGACAAAUUGUUGAAGAGAAAGUACAUAAUCAGCUACAAUAUUAAAUCUGAAUUUACCGUCUAAAAAUUACCCUCUAUUUAAUUAACUUCCUUACCCCAUUUCUUUUAAGAAUAUUAUACAUGUACUCUUAUCGUGUAUUUAGAAUAUUAUAGUAGGGAUAUUUUAAGGAUAUUAUAAUACUAUGGUUUAUUUUCUCUGGACAAAGUUGUAAGAAUGACAGAAUUUUUGUCUUGAGUAAGUCAAGAGUGUAUUUUAAAUUAGAGAAACGGAUUGUUCUUGGGAUUGUUCGUAGUAUUUUUAACGGUGGACAUAUUCUGUGUUAUGUAUGAUAUAUUAUGUUCGAUGGGAUUGGAAGAUCAUUAUUUAUCAUGAAUUUCUGCUAAACAUUGAAACGCAAAAUUUAAGCAAAUAUUGUGCACUGUAUACUGCAAUAACCGAUUCGAAAAAGGAACGAAGAAAUAACGCGGAAAGAAAAUUUAACGGCAUAAAUUUUAUUGUAAAUUCUAGCACGACGGUCCUGAUUUAAUGUUCCUGGUCCAAAAAAAGAGCAGGGAAUAGGAUCUAAGAAAACAUUUCAAAAAAUAAUUCCAAUGACAUACAAAUUUUAUUGCGAAUUUGAAUACAACGAUGACGGAUCUGACCAAUCUAGGCCACGGUUAUAUUUUGUUUUCCAAUCUAUGGAAAACAUAUCUCAAAUACAAUUCAGCCUAUUGUGAAUGAUAAUUCUUUUUAACAGUUCCGUGCUUUAUAAUUCUCUCAUGGUUAAUAAUAAUUUAAAUGACGAAAAUAUCGCUUCGAUAUUAUAUAUUAACACGGUUUCCUUUUUUUUUUUU